Molecule: messenger RNA, 1724 nt
Organism: Dalotia coriaria
Lineage: Eukaryota; Metazoa; Arthropoda; Insecta; Coleoptera; Staphylinidae
Product: acyl-CoA Delta(11) desaturase-like
Exons: 3
Coding region: 267-1580 (437 amino acids)
Biological process (GO): unsaturated fatty acid biosynthetic process
Cellular component (GO): endoplasmic reticulum membrane
Molecular function (GO): stearoyl-CoA 9-desaturase activity; iron ion binding
Source: RefSeq, a predicted model, not a curated record
AUGAAAUGAUGCGAAUCGCCAACUGGUCUAACGAAUGUCAGUCAUGUUCUUUAAUUAUGCCGACAAAUUUAUGACGAUUUUGAUUUUAUGCGCGCUAAAAACUUUUUUAAGCACUUUUUUCAAGGCAUUUUUCAAGAUUUUCCUAAUUUCUACUUUAAUUUUAAUUAAGUCUUGAAUUAUUUUCUAAUUAUUUUAAUUAUUAUAGCCAAUGUGAAGUAAAUUUGCUGUAUACCGCAACAAAAUGAUACAAAACAAUUGUUGAUUUUAUGCAUUCAUCAGCAAACCACACGAAAAACCAUAGAAUAAGCAAUAAACUAACUAAUGAAUACGAGCCAAUCAACAAAAUGUCUCUAAUUGCAAAUUACAACGUCUUCAAUAAAGUAACAAGUCGAAACAGUCGACGUAAACGCGUAGCGCAUUUCAUUUGGUUAUCAGAAGUGCAACUAGAAGAUUCUAUGGUUUUUAAAAGCUUAAAAGAGUUGAAAGAUCUGAAUAACUUUAAGAUGUUCUUUAACUUUUACCCUAAAAAUAUCCACAAUGUACGGAAAGGCACCAAAAGCAAUAUAAAACAAUAUAAAUUAGAUAUAGUAUGGUUUAAUGUAAUUGCAUUAUCAAUUCUACAUAUUAUUGCUAUUUAUGGGCUAUAUCUUUGGCUAAUCGCUUGGAAAUGUCAAUUUUACUCAAUGAUAUUUCACAUUUUAUGGUCAAUAUGUGCAUCUUUUGGUAUAACUGGCGGUGCUCACAGACUCUGGGCACAUAAAUCGUACAAAGCAAACAAACCACUAAAAAUUCUUUAUUUGAUAUUGAUGAGUAUGAUAUUCUCGAAUGAUAUCUACACGUGGGUGCGCGAUCAUCGCGUACAUCACAAAUUCUCGGAGACUGAUGCAGAUCCGCACAAUGCCAAGCGUGGAUUUUUCUUUUCACACUGCGGAUGGUUGCUGGUUAAGAAACAUCCGGAUGUCCUGCGUAAGGGUAGCACGGUUUGUUUUAAAGAUCUUGAAGCAGACCCAAUUGUUAUGUUUCACCGAAAAUACUACGGCUAUCUGAUGCCGUUGGGGACGUUUGUGAUACCAACACUAAUUCCGUGGUACUGUUGGAGUCAAGAAUUGUCGAUUAUUUAUUGUAUUCUACGAUAUAUUAUCAACAUUCACAUAGUUUGGUCCCUAAACAGUUUUGCGCACUUAUAUGGAACAAAACCAUAUGAAAAAGGAAUUUAUGCAACUGAAAAUACAGCAAUGAUGUACGUCACAAUCGGUGAAGGCUUCCACAAUUAUCAUCAUGUAUUCCCUUGGGAUUACAAGGCAGCUGAAUUCGGUAACGAUUCGAGGAACUUAACCACGUAUUUGAUUAAUUUCUUCGCAAAAAUCGGCUGGGCGACUGAACUUAAAAUGGCUUCCGCGGAUAUGAUUAGAAAUAGAGCUUUGCGCACUGGUGAUGGGUCAUGGACGUCUGAAAAUGCAAAUGAAGGACAAAACAAACGUGACACAAUCGAUAAACAGUCAAUAUCGCAGAAUUUCUGGGGUUGGGACGAUCCAGACAUAUCAAAACACACAAAGCAGGAAACAUUAAUUCAAAAAUAGUUGAACAGCAAGUAGAAAAGCUUUUUAUUCGUUCGUAUAGCUUCGUAUAUAACAUUGUAUGUUCGAAGUCAGCUUAUAAGCAUUAAUGCCAUUAAUAUUAUACAAUUACCAUUGUCCAACGUGAAUAAAAGCUCUGAAUCUCUG